Diachasmimorpha longicaudata is the source of this 1711-nucleotide messenger RNA. Its product is annotated as CD63 antigen-like. The transcript has 5 exons. The record is from RefSeq and is a predicted model, not a curated record. Bases 133 to 858 code for a protein of 241 amino acids. Lineage: Eukaryota; Metazoa; Arthropoda; Insecta; Hymenoptera; Braconidae. Gene Ontology annotation, cellular component: plasma membrane.
CGUCAGUGUUAAAACCGGCUUCAAACUGCUUACAACCAUCAAACCCCUCGACAAUUGUCGAUAGUCACAAAGAGAUUAGCGAGUCUUAAACAAUCAACUGAUACAAACAAGUUCGAAAUAUCAUUUUCGAAAAUGUCGUGUGCCAUUGGCUGUGUGAGGAUAGUCCUCUUCGUCUUCAACUUCGUAUUCUGCCUAUGUGGCCUGGCGUUACUGAUACCUGGUAUCCUAGUGGAAACCAAUCUCGGUGCGAUCAGUAAGGAGACGAGUGAAUCGAUCGGAGCGAUCGAAGGGACUGCAAUUGCGCUGAUUGUCAUUGGCAGUAUUAUAUUCGUCAUCGCAUUCUUCGGAUGCUGUGGUGCAAUCAGGGAGAGCCACUGCAUGACUGUUACUUAUGCUGUUCUACUCCUAACGAUUUUGGUGAUUCAAGUGGGCAUUGCCAUUUGGGCCUUCGUUGCACUCAAACAUGUUGAGCCCAGUACAGUUGAGGAGAUAUUGCAGACACCAGUCAAAGAAUAUUGGCGCAAAGAAAGUGCACGUUCUGAAGUCGAUUUGAUUCAGGAAACCCUUCACUGUUGCGGAGCUAAAAGUGCAGACGAUUGGUCGAUGCAACCAUUGAACGGAACAAUCCCAUGGUCGUGUUGCAAAGUUGAAAAGGAUAACAAACGCCAAUUUUGCAAUGCCCGGGAAGCUUACCCACAUGGUUGUGGCGAGAAACUCAGUCAGCUUUUGAAGAUGAUUGGAAAAGGACUGGGUGGAAUUGCACUUGGAAUUGCUGGAGUGGAGCUCGUCGGUAUUAUCUUCGCUCUCUGUCUAGCCAACUCCAUACGAAACGAGGACCGUCGUAAUUACAGAGUGUAAAAUGCUGACACUGUAAAAUCCCAAGUUCAAAAUUAAGAGAAAAAACUACUGAAUAAUGCAAAAAAAAUUGGUUCCUCCAAAGCUUUACAUUUUCAUUCAUAAUUUUUCACUAAACUUCAAACGUAUUUUGAAAUCGUUCUUUGUUUACAUAGAAUAAACAUAUUUUUGCAUGUGGAAAAUAAGUUUAUUAAAGUGAUGAUUAAAUUAAGUGAAUAAUUUAAGAAAACACUUUUUGAUAUAUUGUCAUUAUUUAUUAAGUUCUGUUUUUUCUUAUUUGAAAGAAAUUUAACUUACAUCUAAAUUUUGUUUUUUCUAUUAUUAUACCUAUUAUACAUUUCUAUAUACAUUUCUCUCUCAUCAAUUUAUCUUUUUUCGAAUUACACAUUUAAUUUAAUAAUUAGUAGUACCUUCCAAUUGCACUCGAUAUUAAGUUGAAAAGUGCCAUUUUUUUACAAUAGAAAAAAAAAAGGAAAGCAAAUCGUGAAAAUGGAAAUGAAAUAAAAGAAAAAUACAUUUGUUGAAGCCUAAGAAUAAAUUAAACGUAGUUCGUUUUAUUAUUAUUUUUUAUUCAUAUCAGUCGUCACUAGGAGAAACUAUCUACAGGAAUGAUAACGAGAAAUUUUACAAUUUGAAUAUUUUCAAAUUGAAUUACUUCACUGCAAUAAAUGAAAAAUAAAGUUGAAUUGAAUUAAAAUCGUUGUUUUCUCAUGUCAUUUUGAAUUUUAAUGUGUAAAAUAUCUCGUUGGCGUAUUAACGUUAUCACUAUUAUUACCUAGUGACCUCGAAAAAAUCUGUUAAAAAAUGAUUUCAACUCUCGAGUUUAUAUUUUAAUAAAUAAAUUUGUUUUCUCACA